Vollenhovia emeryi is the source of this 1546-nucleotide messenger RNA. Its product is annotated as glucose-6-phosphate 1-epimerase. Gene Ontology annotation, molecular function: carbohydrate binding; isomerase activity. The transcript has 6 exons. Gene Ontology annotation, biological process: carbohydrate metabolic process. The coding region runs from base 97 to 1095 and encodes 332 amino acids. The record is from RefSeq and is a predicted model, not a curated record. Lineage: Eukaryota; Metazoa; Arthropoda; Insecta; Hymenoptera; Formicidae.
AGGCGCGCGCGCGCGCGGGUGGGGACGAGUUCGAGGGCGUCGGACAAAGGUUGGUGGUGUCGAGCGACCGGCCGGCAGCGCAUUCGCGGCUCAAACAUGGCAGCGGCUACCAGCGUUGUCGUGCUCGACAGGGGCAACAACACCACCUGCACCAUCAAUUUACACGGAGCCACCGUGGUGUCCUGGCGGGUGAAUAAUCAGGAACAGCUGUUCGUUAGUAAGCAAGCUGUGUUCGACGGCAAGAAAGCGAUCAGAGGCGGCAUACCGUUCGUUUUCCCACAAUUCGGAGCAUGGACGUUCGGGCCACCCCACGGCUUCGCCAGGAUCAUUCGUUGGAACGUGGAGAAGUCGCCGGAGCGAUUGCCCAGCGGGGACAUCGAGGCAAUAUUCUCGAUAAUGGACAGCGAGUUCACGCGGUCGCUGUGGAAUUCACAGUUCAGGCUAACGUACAGGCUAAUACUGCGCGAGAAGGAGUUGCAUUUUAAUAUCGGCGUGUACAACCCUAGCAGAGAGGACACCUUCAGCUUCAAUCUGCUUCUACACACUUAUUUCAAGGUACCCGAUGUCAGGAGAUGCCAAAUCACGGGGCUGCACGGAUGCACGUUCGUCGACAAGACUAGGGACAACCAAAUCUUCCAAGAAGGCCGCGACGUCGUCACGGUGUGCGAAUGGACCGACCGGAUCUACCAGAACACGCAGCCGGAGCAUAUCAUCACGAACGUCGUUUCCGGUAGGAAGAUGCGCGUGCAGAAGUACAACUUUCCCGACACGGUGGUCUGGAAUCCCUGGCAGGAGAAGGCGCGCGACAUCCCGGACUUCGGCGACGACGAAUUUCCCAACAUGAUAUGCGUCGAGAGCGGUCACGUCAGUAGUCCGGUAAUACUAUUGCCAGGGACGGCCUUCGAGGCGAGCCAGAUAUUACAGAGUUGUAAUACGUCGAAUCAAGUCUACGCGUAUCGCGUACAGAGCAAAAAGUCGAGAUAUCGAUACUACAAUGCUGCGCUUGAAUCUUACGAUCAAUCUCCGAAGGUCGGUAUCGAUCUUACGCCGAUAUACUCUUGCUACCUUGAUAAUUCUGUAACAUUCUUGCAUUGAUAUUCCAGCAUUUGUAAUACUCAGCCUACGAGAUUUUAUUGAUUGUCCGAAGGUAGACGUCAGGCGCGCUCGCAAUUAAUUACGUGACGAAACCAGACUCGCAGUGUAACUCGAGUCGUCAUACUCUUACCUGAAAUCUUACGCUAUUACCCGUAAUUGCGAUCAUUCGUGAAACCACUCGUUACGCCGUACACUGCGCGGAAUAGCUACGAAUAGGAAAUGACUGAAUAAUUGGGCUAGCGUCUUUUUUGCAUUCCUGUAGACUAUCAUUCGUUCGCAAAGAACUUUACGCUUUUUCACGAUUUCAAUUCGCGAGGCAAAUAUUAAACCCUUACGGCGGAGCGAGCGAAUAUAUUUUCACAAAGUGAUUUAUUAUUAAAAUAGCUACUUAUCAAUAUGAUUAAAUCACUCUUAUUGCCAGUUAAAUAUUAUUAGAUACUUUAGAGUAGAU